AUGGACGGGGUAGCUUGCCCAAAAUGCGAGAAGACCAUGACGGAGACACAGCCUUGGGAAGGUCUGAAAAAGUUCCGGCAGGUUGCUUUGUGGGAGGCUGGUCGCUACGUUGGUAGGAGAGAUGACCGGAAGAUUAAGAAAGACUACAUUGACCUCGAGGACGAAGACACAGAUCCACAAGCCUCAACAUUCACGGUCGCCCAGAAGGAAUUUCUCUUAAAGUCGAUCAACAGCUUAAUGAGGCACAGGUACGGCGAAUGCUUUCGAAACUGUCUCAGUCCCACCUCGGAACUGAAAGCUCUCCGUACAAUGAGGGAAAAACUUCAGGAUGGUCUUUGUCCUUCCAUUGAGGUCCUCAGAGCAGAUUUUGAUCGAAUGGAGCAAACGUAUCCACUUGGGGAUGCUUACCACCACAUACGUACCGAGCAGGCUCGAAGCCUUCGGACUGUUUUUGAGACAUGCAUGGGCGAAUACCCUGGAAAGUGUGAGGACUUGGCCCCUCGAAAGAAAGCGAAGGCGAGGAAGCCUAAGGCCCCGUCUGCUGGAACCACUGCGCGAGCAGAGGCGUCUUCCCCGCCGCGAGCAGCAAAGACUGCGAUGCAGGGUAAGAGAUAUCCCAGAGACCACUGGUGA
Messenger RNA from Letharia columbiana, 633 nucleotides. RefSeq lists its product as uncharacterized. The coding region runs from base 1 to 633 and encodes 210 amino acids. The transcript has a single exon. Lineage: Eukaryota; Fungi; Ascomycota; Lecanoromycetes; Lecanorales; Parmeliaceae. The record is from RefSeq and is a predicted model, not a curated record. Gene Ontology annotation, molecular function: protein binding.